Messenger RNA from Symbiodinium sp. CCMP2592, 732 nucleotides. NCBI's taxonomy places the organism in Eukaryota, Dinophyceae, Suessiales, Symbiodiniaceae. The record is from the annotation of a GenBank genome assembly.
AUGGUGGGACAUCAUCUUCGUUGCAGACGCGGGCAAUCUUCUGCGAUCAGGCUUGGCAAAAGGGGCUUGCUUAUGCGUUGCAUCGCUUUGCAUAAGCUGCUGGAACUUGCAUUUUGGCACUGUCUCUCGAUCGUUUUUUCCUGCAGGACCUGCGGACACCCGGAGCUGGAGGCCAGUUCUGAAGCAUUUUGGCAAUCUGUGUCGAGUCCUGCAUGGGCUGCAUGGGCGGUUCCUGCUUGUUCCUCUGAUGCUCCGCUUGCAAGCUUCCUGCUCGAAGGAUCGAUUCUUAAGUCGCUGCAAGAAGCAAAGCUACAGAAAGUGGACCGUGUGUUUCCCAACUCCCAACAAUUGCCCGGGGAUCUCAUAAUAAGCCACGCCAUGGCAGUGUGCAACAAACUCCUCGCGUGGAAGGUGGAUGGGUCCAUUGGACUGCACUUUUCCUGUGAUGAGGGUUUGGUAUUCAAAGCCGGCUGGUAUCACCGCGACUGGUGUCCGACACUUGGGUCGAUCCAGGAGGAAGAGAUUGCUGGUGUGUCAUCUUUCGCCUGCUUUGAACUUCGCACCACGAAGCUUCACUUGGACACGCCCGUGUCAGUGAGGCAUGCCAGGUAUAUACACAAAAGGCAGAUGCUGCGGGACCAAGAUGUCGAUGUCAGCUGGAAGAAGAUUCGAAGGACCGACAUUGAAGUGCCGAUGUUCCGGGGCCACAUGGAUCUGCAAAUCCGAAGCUGA